This is a messenger RNA of Truncatella angustata, 2837 nucleotides long. RefSeq lists its product as uncharacterized. Lineage: Eukaryota; Fungi; Ascomycota; Sordariomycetes; Amphisphaeriales; Sporocadaceae. Gene Ontology annotation, molecular function: ubiquitin protein ligase activity; zinc ion binding; ubiquitin conjugating enzyme binding. Gene Ontology annotation, biological process: positive regulation of proteasomal ubiquitin-dependent protein catabolic process; ubiquitin-dependent protein catabolic process; protein polyubiquitination. The record is from RefSeq and is a predicted model, not a curated record. The transcript has 4 exons. Gene Ontology annotation, cellular component: ubiquitin ligase complex; cytoplasm. The coding region runs from base 24 to 2762 and encodes 912 amino acids.
GAAACAUCACCAUCGUUCGUAUAAUGGUAUCUGAGCCUGAGCAAUUGUAUCGCGACAAUGGGAGAUUUGGUUCCAAUCAGCUGAUACGGUCCGCUCGAAGUCCUUGGCACCAUCUGGGGGGAGUUACAAACGACGCUCAAGCCAUGGAUAUGAACCAGCGCCGGCAAUCCAAACCACUAGUACUCGACCAUCGAACUACCCCAGAGGUGUCCAUGCUAAACCACAACACCCCAAAUUCAAUUGAUGAAAGACGAUGGGGAAGAUACCUGGAAAGAUUUCCCAAAGUGAAAACUGAGAAUUCAAAAGUUGUUCCACCGCCGCCGAUGAUUGUCCUUCAGCGUUCAAAUGACCCUGCGCCUACCUCGGUCAUUCUUGCACCUGAGAAGAUGGAUAUAAGUACCGUGUCAUCACUAAGCCAUUCUUCGGUGCCAAAUGUCGAUCGAGAUCAGUAUUCGACAAUCUCACGUUGGCGAGAAUCGCAAUUGCUGCAGACUGGAGCCAACCCACAAUCCGCCACGAAAAUUACCAGAAAACUAGAAGGACUUAUUCAAAGCUGGGUCACUACCAUGGAAGCACAACAAAAUCAUGAUGCGACGAAGGAACAACGUCGAUUCGAGAGAAUUCGCAAUGUCAAUGGUGAGGGAAAAUCACAAAAACAGGUCGCCUUGAAUGAUCUGGACGGGAUUACCCUAGAAAGAGAGAUAUCCUACCUUCUUGACCGGUUGGCAUCUCUCAAUACGCUGCUCGAAGGGAGCACAUCCGACCCUGUUCUUGGUGCACGUUUCCGCGCAUACGCAGUCUUAUCCGACGAAGCUCAUCAGAGCUGGGCAGAGACCAGCAAAACAGCCAAUCAUAAAUCUGGAGGGCCAUUGUAUGAACCUUUGACCCUUAGGCAGCUGCUACUGGAGAGGCUCUACAACAGUGGCAUGUCAUGCCAGAAACCGUCGUUUGCCACGAAAUUGGUCGGCCGGAACGGGUUAGAUGAGCCUCUAACGAAAAGAGAAAUUGAGAAAUUCAAAGGACAAAUGAAUGGAGAUUAUGACUCCAUAAAGUUCAGUUACGCAGCUGACAUCUAUAUCUGCGCUGUCUGCGAACUGCCGAAAUUUCGCUUUCGUGGUCAAGAAAACUGGGGUAAAGUGGUGGACGAUUUCCAUCAUACUUUGGCUAGCUGCCCAGGCGAGAAGCAGAUUGUUUGUCGUAAAUGUUAUGGAGAAGCUGUACUGCAGAAUAUCUAUCAUAUGUGGUGGCAAUCUAUCGGUAAUGACCUGGGAGUAUGGAUGCAAUGUCCUGUAGAAAACUGCAGACAUCCACUUCCAAGCGAAUUAUUUCAGCAAAACACAACAUCGCAAACGCUGAAAUCGCUACUUGACAGAAAUGAUGUCAACCAUCACAUACUCACGUUCUCAAGAGUAAUCAGGAUCCGAGAAGAGUUGAGUAAGUUCCUACCAGAAAUUGAUGAGGUUGGGAUGUGGAUUUGCUCCAAGUUACAAAAGCGUCUGAAAGAGGUCGAGCACGCAAGGAAACUGGUUAGUGCACGAUCGAGCCUGACCAAAGUUGAAGAUUUGGAUAUCAAAGUACUGCCAGUACAUCAUGUCAAAAAAGAUGUGAUUGGAAAAGUCCCAAUAUUCACUGGUCUGCUUUGGAAGGUGCCAAAGGAAUGUUGUAUCUGUAUGGAGGAAUAUCAAGAAUAUGAUAAUCUUAGGACAGGAGAUUCCACAUGGAAGACAAUAGCCACCGAGUUCGCCGGCGAGUGGACGUGGCAAAUCUUCCACUUCCCAACCAAAGAGAUACUGUCCUGCGGCCACCCGUUCGAUAUUUGUCGCGCGUGUAUCGCAGCGCACAUUAAGGCUCAAAUUACAAGAGAAGGCGGCUGUGUCAAUGACAUUCGAUGCCCCUAUUCUUCGUGCGAACGCGUAUUGACGCACAACGAGCUGCAACAUCUAGCGAGUCCCGCAGACUUUGCGAAAUACGACCAACUUUGCACGAUUGAGGCCUUGACUGAUGACAAAAGCUUUGUCUGGUGUCUACGAAAAGGCUGUGGCUCUGGCGCAUCAUACGUGCCAAUCACACCUAACAGCAAGCUCCAACUCAUCCACUGUCACGAGUGCCAGUUUCGGAUGUGUUUUGAGCACAAAUGUCCUUGGCACGAGGGCAUGACCUGCGCCGAGCUCGUUGAUAGUGAAAGGUGUCAGGAAUCCCAGAAUUGGAUCAUGCGGAAUACGAAGCCGUGCCCAGGCUGCAACAUACGAAUUCAAAAAGGCGAGGCCUGCUUUCAUAUGAGAUGCCCAAGGCCGAACUGCAAGUAUGAGUUUUGUUGGGAGUGUCUUGCUGAUUGGAAGGAAAUCUACGAGAUACGCAGUGUCUAUGGCCCGAGCUAUAAUAGACAGGCUCAUCGUACAGGGUGCCCUUUUAGAGACGCCCAUGCGCCCAUGCCUUUUAAUCGCCUCACGGCAGUGUGCUAUGCCGAGAAGCAGCACGUCAAUCAUCAAGUCACUGCUACGCCAGUCAGUGGGCUUUCACACGCGCUUUGGCAGAUGUUACAACAUCGCUCUAGCAGGGUUCAUCCACAGUAUGGCGUGGAAUACGUUUCUAACGAAUUGUACCUUUCCUUCCAGUGGAGUGAACUAUAUCGCUGCUCCGCCACUGCGCUCUACUUUGGCGAUAGUAUGGCCGUGCGUCUUAACUUUGCUGGCAUCCAUCUAUACAGUUCUCCACCUAAACAUCAUGGCAGACACGUCGGAGAAGUUCAAGGCCUCGUGUGAAUGCAAUCGCUCUCAAAAGCUCCGGAGCGGCGCUUGUCAAGAUAUCCGGUCGUUCAGUGUAAAUUUAUGUAUGGC